Molecule: messenger RNA, 600 nt
Organism: Acanthosepion pharaonis
Lineage: Eukaryota; Metazoa; Mollusca; Cephalopoda; Sepiida; Sepiidae
Source: the annotation of a GenBank genome assembly
AUGUUCGUCCAUGAUUCUUCUUGGAUAACUUCUUGUGGCAUUCUUUGGCGUGGCAGUCCUGAAGAACUUCUGGAUUCUAUCUUCGCAGAUGAUCUUUCGGUGUUGCCGUUCGAUGUUCCCGGUUUGUUGUCGCCGUGGACGACCUCUUUUUACGACAUUCUUCUUAGACCUCUUUUUGAAAUUCAGACAUUCUUCUUAGACCUCUUUUUUUUUAGUGACAUUCUUCUUAGACCUCUUUUUUUGCCGACAUUCUUCUUAGACCUCUUUUAUGACUUUCUUCUUAGACCUCUUUUUACCUCUUUUUAUGACUUUCUUCUUAGACCUCUUUUUUUGACAUUCUUCUUAGACCUCUUUUUUUAUGACUUUCUUCUUAGACCUCUUUUUUAUGACAUUCUUCUUAGACCUCUUUUUAUGACUUUCUUCUUAGACCUCUUUUUUAUGACAUUCUUCUUAGACUCUUUUUGUGACAUUCUUCUUAGACCUCUUUUUAUGACUUUCUUCUUAACCUCUUUUUAUGACAUUCUUCUUCAGACCUCUUUUUUUCUUGACUUUCUUCUUAGACCUCUUUUUAAAACAUUCUUCUUAGACCUCUUUUUAUGA